Molecule: messenger RNA, 1614 nt
Organism: Halteromyces radiatus
Lineage: Eukaryota; Fungi; Mucoromycota; Mucoromycetes; Mucorales; Cunninghamellaceae
Exons: 4
Coding region: 18-1595 (525 amino acids)
Source: RefSeq, a predicted model, not a curated record
GUGAUACGCUUGAUCCAAUGAAUAGUAAUCCUGAUAGUGAUAUUGGGGCCAUUCGUAUGGGAUCGACCAACUUGCUUGUACCUGACUCUGCAUCAGAACAUCCUAUGGUUCUAUCGCAUGAAGAAUCCAUGCCUCUAUGUAAUCCAGAUAUCACACUCUCACCAAUCAAUCCAAUGGAGGUACUCAAUGGGUAUGAUGCCAUUGUGAUUGCCAAUCAUAUCAAACAACCUCGUAAACUAUUGAUGGAUCGAGUCAAUCAUCUCCUGGUCAUGUCGGGUGAUAAUGCCAUCUACUCUUUACGCAUGGAUAAAUGUGGGAAUGUCAAUACGGAAUUGAUUCUGGAUACCACAAUCAAGGGUCAACUCCCAGGCACACAUGGUAUGGCACUCGAUACAAAAUACAUUUACGUCGCCACUCUCAAUAAUGUCUAUCAAUUCCCCUAUUCGGAUGGUCAACAUUCGCCAUUGACAAAUGGUCGGGUGGUGGUGUCUAACAUUGCCACUGACCCUGAUGCUCCUAGAGAGGCCAUGCCUGAUAUCUCCAUUGAUCCCUUUGGUGUCGCCUUUAUUCCUCGUUCAUCCGUGGGCAUCCAUAUGGCCUCAGGUGCGUUGGACAAAAUGAAUCAAAACGAUGCCAUCAUCAAGAAGUUUAAUUUCCGAUCCAUCCCUGUCACUGGUUAUGAUUAUCAAAGAGAUGGGGUCGUCCAUGCCUUUGGUACUAAUUCCCGGGGAUCUAUGGCAUUUGAUGCCCAGGCUCGUUUAUGGGGUGCUGAUCAUCCAUUUGAUUCUAUUCAUAGAGCUGACUUGGGUGAUAUAUCAUCAAGUGGUCCAGCUGAAGAAAUCAAUCUUUAUGAAGCAUCAGGAGUGAAUUAUGGCUUCCCACAAUGUUUUACCGAAUUUGAUUUGAAAGAACAUACAAGCAAAUUUGCAGGAUUGGGUGCACAAUGGGCACAUCCCGAGUUUAUGAAUGGAUCGAUCAAUAUGGAUACGUAUUGUCAACAAGGAGAAAACAAUCAUGGACCAGCGAUCCCACUAGCACCAGGAUCCAAAACAGCAGGAUUAUUUUUUUAUAUGGGCACAGGCUGUUCUGUGGGUACACAAGACACCAAAGGUACAUCGGUGGGACUCCCUUGUAAUUGGACAGAUACUCCUAUUGUGGCAUAUCAUGGUGAGCCAGCACAACCCAAUGGGCAUAGCGUGGUUCAUCUCUCGUUUGAUGAUCUGGGUCAUAAACCACGUUGGGACAAACCGGCCGAGAUCAUCCUUCAACAAGUUGAUCCUUGUACAUCCGCGCCUUGUUUUUCCCCUGUCGGUUUGGCCAUCGAUGAAUUCGGGCGACUCUUGAUCAGUAGCGAAGAAUCCAAUGAAAUCUUUAUGGUACGCCGCAUCUUCAAUGCUCAGUCAGCCAAACUCCUUACCGAUAUCGCUAACGCUAGAGAGGAAGCGAAGGAAGCUGAAGAAGAACAAAAAGAGGAAGCUAAUACACCUGAUGAUCAAGAGGAUGAAGAGGAUGAACAAGAAAAAAAAGAAAAAAGAAAAAGUCUAAAGAGUUUAAAGAAACUGGCCAAAAAGAAGAUGGAUGAAUACGAGGAAUAAGAAUAUAUCAUCCAAGUUG